UGCAUGCACACCGGCCCUCCAGGACUGGAGUUGCCCAUCCCUGUUAGUACGUCAAGCUCAUUUUCCACAAAUGGUUGCUUGUCAAGAACCAGAUAUUCACAUUUUCACCCACCGUUCAGUCUAAGGUUUAGCAAAUAUUCCGUAAACUUGAAUCUACCACUGAUUCAGUGUUGUGGUUCUUAUGCAAUUAUGUUCAUUUCCCCGAUGUGUAACUUGGGGGAUUUUAGACAGACGGACCGACUUCCUGUUAUUCAGUUGCAGUAUGGCUGCCUUCAGGAGGAGUAUAUUUUCUUUCGGUCUGUUGAGAAACACAGAGCAACUUCUGCGAAGCGGUAACAGCGCGGCGCGGCAGCGGUUGACUGGCUUCCCCGCGGCGGUUCGGAAGAACUGGAUUUCCCUGUGUACGGCUGGGGGGCUGUGUGCGGUUCCGUUCACGCAGAAACAGGGCGAGGGUCUCUCGCACGAGGCUUUGGUCCGUCGGGCGUCGUCUCUGGUCACCGACAGCGCCAAUACAUUCCUCUCCCAGACCACUCUGGCCCUGGUAGACUCACUCACUCAGUAUGUUAAGGCUGCACACAUGCUCGUGGCCUUGCAGAAGCGCUACGUGGCGUCCGUCACUCGGCUGAACCCCUCAGAGGAGCACGCCGUGUGGGAGGUCAUCAUUCGCCAGCGAGCUGAGGUAAGAGAAAAGCGUGAUGACUGCAAGCAAUUUGAGUCCACCUGGAUGAAGGCCAUCAACCUGUGUGAACUGGCAGCUGAGGCAGCAUACAACGCAGGAGCGGACCAGGCCUCAGUCACGGCCCGGUCCAGCCUGCAGGUGGCGCUGUCUCACGUGGAGCAGGCUCAGCAGCGCGCCCUGGAGGCUGACCGGCUGCUGGAGGAGUUCCGCGCGGAGAAGGCGGAGAGGACCGCCCACCUGGCCUCCGCACCUGCGGAGGAGGACGUUCCAGAAGCCUACCUGCGCGAGGACUGACCUCCUCCUCCUCCUCAUCCCCCUCCUCCUCUCCAUCCUCCUCCUCUUCCUCCUCCCCCUACCCCAGAGGAGAUCUCUCGCACUGAUAAUCCCCGAAAAAACCCCCUUUACACUCCCGUACACUGGACCCACUCAGUCUCCUCUGUCCCAGCACACCCUCACCUGGGUUCCAAUAGCAUUUAUAAUAAUAUUUUUUAUCUAAAGCAACUUACAGUUGAUUGGACUAAACGCUGGGGACAAUCCCCCCUGGAGCAAUGUGGGGGUUAAGGGCCUUGCUUAAGGGCCUAACAGCUGUGCUGAUCUUAUCGUGGCUACACUAGGGCUUGAACCACCAACCUUCUGGGUCCCAUAUUUACUUUGGUUCAAAUACUUUUCUGUGCUCUAUUGAUCUUGCCUGGCGCAAUUGAGCCUGCAAACAGGAGCUAUACAGGGUUUAUACUUUUUGGGAUGAUUUAUCUUCAUCCGUUUCAAUGCACCAGGCAAGCUUAGCUCAAAUGCAGAAAAGUAUUUGAAUCCCUCACAAAUACUAUUUGAACUCAGGUCUGUAUGGCACUACUGUUCACUCUACCUUCUUGGAGAGCUACCUGGGAAAUCUGCCAGGUUUUUGUCUUGGAAUCGGCAACCAAUUCAGACCCGAGAAUGUGUGUGUGUGUGUAUGUGUAUGUGUAUGUGUCUGUGUGUGUGUGUGUGUGUGUGUGUGUGUAUGUGUGUCGACUGCUAUAACCCUUUGAAGAAUAGAAUUAUAUUUUUCUGGAAUCUUCAGUGUUCUAGAACUCCACUGACUUCAGUCACCAGUAGUGAUCAGCAUUAGAAUUUAGAAGUUAAGAGCAUUCUAAUCACACAGUUGUGAUCUCAGGACUUGAGGGGUUAAUUUAUCAGUUCGUUGGUGCGUAACGAAACCCAGCAAACGCCCCAGCUCUCCGAGAGUUAGAGUGAGUAUCUGUGACCUUUACCCUCACGCCACCCCACACACUCACCCCUGUAACUGCCCUUGGUGGCCACUGGUGACACCACAGCUGAAAAGGUUGCCUUUUUAGAGGCUUUAAACAUGGCAAUCCACAGCUCAGCCACUCUACAUUCACACAGAUCAGGGUCUUCAUCUGAUUUUGUCCCAUUGCAGCGCCAUGCAAAAUGAGGAGCACACUCAACUUCAUGUUUUUGUUUUUUUUUGUUUCUUUUGUUUGUUUUUUUUUCGUUUUGGGAGGAAGUUUGUCUUUAUACCAGAGGGUUAAUUGGGAAAUUGAGACGUCACAGUCUGACUGUGCGUCGUGCACGUGCCUGUGAGUCUUUGUAUGUGCCUGUGAGUGUAUGUCUGUUUUUGCAUGUAAUGGUAUGAGCCUUAGUUUGUUUAUGUAAAUGCAGAAAUGCUAAAUAAUUAAAGACGUUUUGCGUCUUUUUCCGUU
Conger conger (European conger) is the source of this 2376-nucleotide messenger RNA. RefSeq names its product diablo homolog, mitochondrial-like. The record is from RefSeq and is a predicted model, not a curated record. Gene Ontology annotation, cellular component: mitochondrion. Gene Ontology annotation, biological process: neuron apoptotic process; intrinsic apoptotic signaling pathway in response to oxidative stress. The transcript is spliced from 6 exons. The coding region runs from base 182 to 973 and encodes 263 amino acids. NCBI's taxonomy places the organism in Eukaryota, Metazoa, Chordata, Actinopteri, Anguilliformes, Congridae.